This is a messenger RNA of Venturia canescens, 1622 nucleotides long. Its product is annotated as thioredoxin-related transmembrane protein 2 homolog. The transcript is spliced from 5 exons. Lineage: Eukaryota; Metazoa; Arthropoda; Insecta; Hymenoptera; Ichneumonidae. Bases 289 to 1092 code for a protein of 267 amino acids. Gene Ontology annotation, molecular function: disulfide oxidoreductase activity. Gene Ontology annotation, cellular component: membrane-bounded organelle. The record is from RefSeq and is a predicted model, not a curated record.
CCAUCCCAGUAGUCCGGUCGAAGAAAGAGGCGAAUGUUAGUCCGUUUUCUCGCCCUCUCUAGAGAUACACACACAGAGUGCACAAAAGCAGUACAGCUCCGGAAUUAAAGAGGAAAUGGACUAAUUAAAUGUGUUAAACAUCCUUACGAAUUUCGUUUCAUUUCACACAUGUACCUAUACUAAUUUAUUUCUCCUAUUGGAGAGCACCAGCAGAUAUUUUAGUUUUACAAGUGUAAAAUAAAAAUUCUUCUUUCGCGUUACAUAUCUCGUACAAAUAAUCACUGAAACAUGUCUUUCAAAAAAGAUCUCCGGUUAUUGAUAAAACCUUAUUAUCUCGUAAACAUUCUCCUUAGUAUAUCGUACAUUGUGGCUAAGAGAUUACCGAUAGUUUGUGAGUUUCUUUUCGUACGGGCGGAUUGUGAGCUAAAUGGGAGGGAGACGGAAAUUCUCUUUUUCCUGAUGAUUGUAAUCAUGAUAAGGACCCGUAAGGCUGGGAGUGUCACAAUGAUAAAUUAUUUGACAUCCAGCUUUGUUUACACCAAAAUUGCCAAUCUUAUACUCUGGUUUUACGCGGACAUACGAAUGGGAAUUUUCUUUGCAGUCAUAUUCAUUCUUUGCGGUCUAGUUCUACCGGAACCAACUUAUCAAGGUCCGGAAAAAGUUAUUUAUCUCAGAGGCUCCAAUGGACUGCAAGACGAACUACGAGAUUCUCGUGUCGUUUGGCUUGUCGCCUUCUACACAGCUUGGAAUCCUGCUUGUGUCAACUUUGCUCCAAUAUUCUCGCAACUUUCCGCAGAAUAUGCUCUCGAGAAUCUCAAAUUUGGAAAGGUCGAUGUUGGUCGUUAUCCGGAAGCAGGGGUGAAAUACCAUGUGAGUGACGCAAGUACAAGCAAACAACUGCCUACGCUGAUUCUCUUCAAGGAGGGAAAAGAGAUCGAGAGGCGACCCUAUGCGGAUACCAGGGGGAAACUGGUCAAGUUUUUAUUUACGCUGGAUAACGUCAAAGCUGCCUUCGAUCUCAACAAUGUCUACAAGACAUGUAAGAACAAUCCGAUCAAGAGAAAAGAGAAGAAACCUAUCAAAGCGGAGUAAAGAUGUAAACGAAACUGCCAUCAAAUGUAAAAAACAGAACAACGGUUUCUUUUCUCCGUUAUAGUUCGAUCAAACGACACGGACGUCGCGGUCCGUUGUUUUUUCCUUAGAAAAUUACAGACGAGAACCAAAUUGAUAGUCACUCAGCGAAUAAUCAUUUAUUCGAUAAAGACAGAAAUCGAGUAGACGUUCAUUGUUCGAAACUAUUCGUCGUAUUCCCUCAAUUAUUUGAGUGAUUUUUUCAGUGUAAAUUAUAAGUUUUGUGGCCAUUAGCAAAAUAUCCUUUUUUGUAUACAAUCGUUUAUUUAUUUGAAAUGAGUUGCUAAGUUAAAACGAUAAUCUAAACAAUUAUAUACAUGAUGAUAUAUAAUAUAUACAAAACCAUAUGUAUUAUGUUAAUUACAUUUGCGCUCAAACACUUUUACGUACAGAAGUAUCUACAGUGUCUGUAGGGUACAACACGAUUAUCUCCAAUUCGGUAAUAUUGUUUCAACGAUAAUCAUUUCAUCGCAAUAAACAUAAAAUUCGUU